UAUACCGGCCAUAUAAAAAAAACUCAAAAUCUACAAAAUUUUGAUUUUUUCGUUUUAUUUUAUUUUUCUAUGAAUUAAAAAUAAAAUUCUUUAUGGUUUAUGGGAAUGUUGUUAAAGUUUUGCAAACAAAAUUAUAUAAGAAUGUACUCCUCGUCUAGAAAACUGAAUCGAAUUAUUUCUUCAGCUGAAAUUAGAAAGACAUUCCUUGAAUAUUUCACAGAAAGUCAUGGUCAUAAGUUUGUUAGGUCGAGUCCGGUGGUUCCAUUAUGUGAUCCAACUGUGGCAUUCGUCAAUGCUGGAAUGAAUCAGUUUAAAUCUGUAUUUCUGGGGAAGACUGUUCCACCAAGUAAACGAGUUGCAAAUUCGCAAAAAUGCGUUCGGGUUGGUGGGAAACAUAAUGAUUUGUCAAUCGUUGGACAGGAUGGCUAUCAUCAUACGUUCUUUGAGAUGUUGGGCAAUUGGUCAUUUGGAGAUUACUUCAAGAGAGAAGCUUGUGAAAUGGCCUUGGAGUUGCUGAAAGGCCCCUAUGGAAUAGACACUUCAAGGUUAUACGUUACAUAUUUCGCUGGUGAUAAGGCUCUAGGUUUACCAGCUGAUACUGAGUGUUUUGAGAUCUGGAGAAGUUUAGGAUUUCCAGCAGAGAGAAUUCUUCCCUUCGGGAGCAAAGACAACUUCUGGGAGAUGGGUACGACAGGACCAUGUGGUCCAUGUACAGAAAUUCACAUCGAUCAUAGGCCAGAUCUUUCGACAAAAGAAGACCGAGCUAAACUUGUUAACGCCGGAAGACCCGACCUUACAGAACUAUGGAAUAUUGUGUUUAUACAGUACAACAGAAAUGCAGACGGCUCUAUAGAGCCAUUGCCAGAGAAGCAUGUCGACACCGGAAUGGGGUUUGAACGCUUAGCGGCGAUUCUACAAAAUAAGAGUUCAAACUAUGACACUGAUUUAUUUACCCCAAUUUUUGAAACUACACAAAAGCUCUGCAAAGUGCCUGAAUAUAGAGGCUUGUUUCCAACAGAAACAGAGAGACAAUCUCUCGACACUGGAUACAGAAUAUUAGCUGAUCAUUCGAGAAUGAUAACUGCGUGUAUAGCCGAUGGAAUGCUUCCUGAUCAAAAUCAAAAACUAAGACGUGUUUUACGGAAAGCUAUUCUAACAUCAGAAAAUGUUUUCAAAAAUGCCAAUCUUCUGCCACAACUUAUACCCGUUGUGGUCGAUACAUUAGGAACAGCCUAUCCUGAAAUGAAUGCCAAAUUAAGUGACGUUCUAGAAAUAAUCGCACAUGAACAGGAUGUUUUCAAAACAGUUCGAAGUAGUUCAUCGAAAGCUUUCAACGAGGUUUUACAACAAUAUCCCAAGCUUCAAGAUGUCGAUCUGAUGGAGUAUUCGGGUUUUGUACCGGCUUUUAAAGAUCUCCAAGCUCAAAAAUCGACAUUCACAGGAGGGGUUAUUCCCGGCAAGUUCCUGUUCAAAUUAACAGAUACUUUUGGGUUGUCUGAGGAUUCAUUUAAAAUUCUGGCCGAAUUGGAAGGAAUGCAGUUGGACGAAGAAGGUUAUAGGGAAGAGUCGGCUAGAGCUAAGGAGAGAUCGAAAGCUUCAAGCUUCGAUAGCACGAAUCAGCGACAAAUGAAUGAAGCCUUAUCGAAACUUACACUCUCUUGCAAGAACACUGAUAGUAGUCCCAGGUACAGCUACAGGUUUAACACAAGAGGACGAUUUUACGAAGUGCCACAGGUGCAAACAGUUGUCCUGGGAAUUCUACAAAAUGAUAAAGAAGUUCAAUCUGCGACUCCAGCUGAAGAUGGGACUGAUCUUAUCAGUGUAAUCACUGAAAGAAGCAAUUUCUACUAUGAAGCUGGAGGUCAACAGUCUGACAGAGGUUAUAUAGAAUUUGAUGGUUGUAAGCUCUAUGUUGAGAAGGUUCUCCACAUGAACGAUUGCAUUGUUCAUGUUGGGAGGUUUAAAGAUUCUGGAGGAACUCUGAAAGUGGGCAGCAAAGUUACUUUACACGUAGACCCAGAACAUCGUACAACAAACACUUGUCAUCAUACAGCGGUUCAUCUGCUUAAUGGCGCUGUGCGUUCUCUGUACAAAAAAGUCACAUAUCAAGUUACAAGUUCUGUUUCCAGUGAGAAUUGCAAACUUGAAUUGGGUAUAAUUGGCCAGCGUAUAGGAAGAGAGCAAGUAGAUGAAAUCGAGAAACUUUUAAGAAAUGUUAUCGAGUCAGGAAUUCCUUCUCAAGUUUCUUUAGCGAAUGCCUCAGAUGUUAUUGGUCAGACGAAUAUUACAUUAGUGCCUGGAGAAAUAUAUCCUGAAACUGGUCUUCGUCUAAUAACAAUUGAAAAUAAGAAUCUUUCCUUCUUAUCGAAUGAACUUUGCUGUGGAACACAUGUUUUGAACACAAGUGAGUUGGACAAUGUCGUUAUUACUAACCUUAAGCAGACGAACCGUGCGAGGUACGCCUUCACAGCUGCAGCUGGAAAAGCUGCUAAUAAUGCCAUAACUCGUGCAGCGCAAAUAAGAUCUAGAGUCGACACUUUAGAGCAAGAGUACAAAUCCAACACUGAUAUCUUGUAUACAACAGAAAUUGAAUUACAAAAAAUUCGAAACAACAUUCUUCACACUGAUAUCGUAUUGCCAUAUGUUUUUCGAGUUGAAAUUCUAAACCGAAUCAACGAUAUUCUGAAGCAGCUUAAGAAGACGUCCCGAACUUCGCUCAAAGCAUUUGUUGAAGAUGAAAUGAGAAGUCUCCUGCAAGAGAAACCAAUUGAAAAGUAUCCAUUUAUCAUACACUAUCUAUCGAGUUCGGCUCUUCUUGAAGAAGUACCUUUGCAGAAAGCCACACAGUUAUGUACCGAUCGUCCUAUUCUGGUGGUUAGUAUGUGUGAUGGAAUUGUCAAGGCGAGAUGUUGCGUACCAAAAGAGUUCGUAACAAAUAAUUUUAACGCACAAAAAUGGUUACAAUUGUUUGCAUCUAUCUUCGAGGCACAACUGACUGCCCCGAAGGGUCAGAAUUCAAAUGAAGUUUGCACUAUGAAGGGGAAGAAAGUCUCCUUAGAAUUCGAUGAGAAACUUGAAGUUGCCAUCAAUAAAUGCCGUGAAUAUGCCGCUAAUGAAUUAUCGUGAUGUUCUAGUCAUAUUUGUAUACUGGAUUUAGUUGUAUAGUUUUGUAAGUUACAAUUUAUUUAUCAGAUGCUUUUAUCUCUGUUUGAUUAUAAAGUUAAAAUAACUAAGAGUUAAA
Messenger RNA from Eupeodes corollae, 3241 nucleotides. It is a transcript of the gene AlaRS-m, whose product is annotated as alanine--tRNA ligase, mitochondrial. The record is from RefSeq and is a predicted model, not a curated record. Bases 100 to 3126 code for a protein of 1008 amino acids. Gene Ontology annotation, biological process: alanyl-tRNA aminoacylation; tRNA modification. The transcript is spliced from 12 exons. NCBI's taxonomy places the organism in Eukaryota, Metazoa, Arthropoda, Insecta, Diptera, Syrphidae. Gene Ontology annotation, molecular function: aminoacyl-tRNA deacylase activity; ATP binding; amino acid binding. Gene Ontology annotation, cellular component: mitochondrion; cytoplasm.